Messenger RNA from Schistosoma bovis, 393 nucleotides. The record is from the annotation of a GenBank genome assembly. Lineage: Eukaryota; Metazoa; Platyhelminthes; Trematoda; Strigeidida; Schistosomatidae.
AUGAAAUCACUUGCGUCUGGAUCUGUAUAUUUUGUGAAAGUUGACAGACCUAGAAACGGAUAUGGUGGACGGUGGGCAGUUUCUUACAAUGAAUACCCAUGGGACUACUAUCCACGUUAUUUCUUAGGAAUAGGUUACUUUUUAGGAGCCGAUGUUGUGCAUGAUGCAUCGUUUGCAAUGCCAUUCACUAAACAACUGCGAAUCGACGAUGUAUAUUUAGGUAUUAUUUUAAAAAGACUUAACAGAACACUAACACAUUUAAAAAACAUUCAUAUUAAUCCAGGAAAAGAUCAAUUGAAAUCAGGUGCAUUUAUGAUUACUAGAUAUUUAGCUGAAAAUCAUGUGGAUUGGACAACUGAAUUGAUAAUAGGGAAAAAAGGCACACAGCAUUGA